AUGAACUUUGCACAGUCUAGCAUGAUACUUGGGUGUGUAUAUAUUCCUCCGAAUCUUCACCAUUCAGUAUAUAGUGAUGUUUGCCAAACAGCAGAAGAGGUUUGUGGCUUCAGCAACGACAAGUUACUACUGGUAGAGGAUUUCAAUUUGCCUAAUACUGAUUGGACGAAAUCUCCUCGACCUACUGGCGAAUCCUCACGCUGUGUCCUUGAUCUGGCAAACUUGUAUGAUCUCAGGCAGUUCAAUAAGGUCUUUAACUUCCGUGGUGUUUCACUGGAUCUGGUGUUCUCGUCAAUUCCUGACACUAAAGUUGUUCCGGUCCUUGACUCCUUUCUUCCUGAGGACCGACAUCAUCCUGCUUUAGAAAUAACUUUUGCCGUUCCUGAACCAGCACAUGCAAGUUGCAUGAGGUUCGUUCCUGACUUCAGGAAAUGUAACAUGGGAGCAAUAUUCAAUCGACUGCAGGCCCUCCCAUUGCCUAUCAUUGAUGAUUUGGCGAAUUGUGAGCAGUCUUUUAGCCUCUUCUGCAACCAGCUUUCCCUCAUUAUAAGCCAGAAUACACCUAUGAGAAGAGACUAUACUUCAAGUUUCCCUAAAUGGUUUACCAAUGACUUAAAAAGUCUUGUGAUCAAGAAGAAGACAUCUCAUAUGAGAUUUAAAGCUACUGGGUGCCCAUUGGAUCUGGAUAUUUUUCGAAGACUGAGAAGCCAAUGCAAAGCUCUAGCUGCUGAAUGUUAUGAUAAUUAUAUUAGUAGGGUUGAGGACAGUAUUCCUUACGGCAUAAAAUCCUUUUGGUCACAUGUCUCGAGCCUCAGAGGUACAACUGGCUUUCCAAUUACAAUGACACUGAGUGGUAAGAUGGCUCAAGACCCUGUCAACAAGUGCAAUCUGUUUGCUGAACAUUUUUCUUCGGUUUUUUGUGUUGGAGAUAUCCCGGUUCCACCCUUUGACUUUGCCCGAGGUGACUUUCACGGAUUGUGGUCAAAAAGUGCUGGCCCGGAUGGCAUACCUCCAGUUGUGUUGAAACUCUGCUCCCCUGUCCUUGCUGCUCAUUUAGCCAUCUUCUUUAAUGCACUGCUGCAUGCUGGUAUCUUUCCAUCUGUCCUGAAGCAGGGCUUUGUCGUACCGAUUUGA
This is a messenger RNA of Homalodisca vitripennis (glassy-winged sharpshooter), 1134 nucleotides long. RefSeq lists its product as uncharacterized. The coding region runs from base 1 to 1134 and encodes 377 amino acids. The transcript has a single exon. The record is from RefSeq and is a predicted model, not a curated record. NCBI's taxonomy places the organism in Eukaryota, Metazoa, Arthropoda, Insecta, Hemiptera, Cicadellidae.